AUGCAGCAACAACCGCAACAGCAACAGCGGCCAAGUGUCUUGUCGUACUCUACUGGAUGGGUGGCGAAUGGCCUUUCAUGGAGCACGCGGGACAAUGAACCCUUUCGCUUUGCUGUUUCCUCGUACAUACAAGAGUACAAAAAUCAUGUGGAUAUUGUUCAGAAGAACGAGGAGGGGGAAUUGGUUUGUAGAGCCACAUGGGAGCAUUGCUACCCGCCAACCAAGGUGAUGUUUGCUCCUGAAAGGACCGCGACUGAUCUUAUCAUCACAACGGCCGAUUAUCUUCGUCUGUGGGAAGUAAAAAAGGGCCCCCCGGAACGUAACAGUGAGGAGAAACACCGCGAGAAUGAUGACCCGCGCAAAGUGGCGUCAAAGAAGGAUCAUAUCGAUUCACACGUGGUGUUCAAAACGGUCUUUGAUAGUGGGAAACAGCAGAAUGAGUUCUGCUUCCCGGUCACCUCGUGUGAUUGGAACAUUGACGACCCCAAUAUUGUCGGCUGCUGCAGCGUAGACACCACCGUCACCAUUUGGGACAUUGAGAAUGGGAAGAACACGCGACUUAUCGCUCAUGACAAGGACGUAUACGACAUUGCAUUUGCAAAGGGCACUCAUACUUUUGCAAGUUGUGGGGCGGAUGGCUCGGUGCGCAUAUUUGACUUGCGGGAGAUUGAGCAUUGUACGAUUCUGUACGAGUCUAACUUGUUGUCGCCACUCCUGCGGGUGGCGUGGGACAAGCUAGAUCAGACGUAUAUCUCCACCUUUGGUGUUGAAGGGACAGAAGUUGUCGUGCUGGACACCCGCUUUCCAGCUGUUCCUGUGGGCAUUUUGCAAAAUUCUCGACCACAGCCAAUUAACAGUGUGUGUUGGGCGCCGAACUCUGCGACAAAUCUUUGUAGUGCUGGCGAAGAUGGCACUGCCUACAUUUGGGACAUCAAUGAACUUCCGAAUGUGGCACCAAAGUGCAUCAUGAACUACAAGGGCGAACAUCCCAUUAAUAACAUUUUAUGGUACUCUCAACAUGAACAGUGGAUUGCUAUUACGACUGGACAAGAGGCACAACUACUUCAUGUGUAG
Messenger RNA from Trypanosoma rangeli, 1074 nucleotides. Its product is annotated as WD repeat-containing protein 68. NCBI's taxonomy places the organism in Eukaryota, Euglenozoa, Kinetoplastea, Trypanosomatida, Trypanosomatidae. Gene Ontology annotation, molecular function: protein binding. Bases 1 to 1074 code for a protein of 357 amino acids. The transcript has a single exon. The record is from RefSeq and is a predicted model, not a curated record. Gene Ontology annotation, cellular component: nucleus.